AUGAAGCUUCUGGCGACCAUCAGCUCCGCCCUUGCCGGGUCGCCCGGUAUUGACUUUUACCUCAACGACGGUGACUACUGGCCGAUUGGUGCAUGCAGUUCUGAUAAGGCCUGUUCCGCCUGGAGAAUCAGCACCAAGCCUGGGUGGGAAAAAACUUGGGCCGCAAACUUGAAGUGUGAUCUCAGCGUCGAAAAGUGCACUUGCGCCGAUGGUUGGGUCGAUCUCGACGGAAAGCCAGAAAAUGGCUGCGAAUCAAAGGCCGGUGAAUCUCUUCUCGGCGGUAUGUGCUAUUACAGUAGCUGUUUUCUAGAAGAUAAGUGCAAUGAGUUCCAUCCUGGGCUCGUCUGCUCUAAGAUAACUGGCUGCUGCGAGUGUGAAGGAGAAGAACCCCUUCGACCAACAAUUUUUGGUCAAAAUAAGGGUUGUCUGGACAAGAAUUGCCCAGAAGGAGCUGUUUGGGAUAAGGAAAUAAAAUGGUGCCUCUGCGAAGAUGGAAGACUUCCCCAGUACAACUUGCCUGACCUCGAUGAUAGUGUCUGUUGUCCACCAGGACUUUGGGGAAAUCCAUGUGGUUGCUCGAACGGAGUGAUUCCGGACCUUACUGCCGAAGAUCCUUGCGACCCUGGGUGUCCGGAGAAUCUGUAUUGGGAUCCAAGCACGAAACGUUGCGAGUGUCCUGGGAAUCUUGUCUACGAUCCAAGUACUGGACAAUGCGAAUGCCCGGAAGGUAUGCUACCCGGAGUAACAGGAAAUUGUUUCUGCCCGACAGGAACUUACGAGGUAACUGGCGUUGAGCCGACUAAGUGCUGCCCUAUCGGAACCUGGUACAACCCCCAAACAGAAAGAUGCGAAGAAAAUGAUCAUGACAACUGCCCCCCAAAUAUGUACACAGUACCAAAUGUGAUUCCACACCAGUGCUGUCCUGAUGACAGUGUUUGGGAUCCCGUGACACAAGAGUGUGACUGUCCAGAAGGACAUUAUCUAACAACCGAUCCUUUGUAUGUUUCUAUUGAAAGAAACGUUUGCUGUCCUGAUGGAACUGUUUACAUUCCUUCGUUGGAUAGUUGUGAUUGUCCAAAUGGUUCCUAUGCGGUUCCUGACGAAAGUCCGACACAGUGUUGUCCAGACGGGUCUCAAUGGCAAGCCAACACGCGUACUUGCGAAUGUCCUGAGGGAACCUAUCUAACAACUGAUGAUUACGACCGAGAAGUUUGCUGUCCGGAAGGAACUAAGUGGAUUCCACACUUGGACCGAUGCGACUGCCCUCCUGGUACUUACGCUGCCAGCAUCAAUCCUAUUCGAUGCUGCCCAGACGGUUACAAUUGGAAUGAAGAUUUCAAUGACUGUGUUCCAGAUGACGGGCUUUCUCAUUGCCCAGAAGGAACUUAUGCUGUUGCUGGAAUCACCCCACUCCAAUGCUGUCCCGAGGGAACCGAAUGGGAUCAUGAUAAAAACAUGUGUGUCGAUCCAUCUGAUCCAACUGACCCGACUGGAUCCCCUUGCCCAGAAGGAACCUACCCAGUUGCUGGAACAAAUCCUGUUGAAUGCUGUCCUGAGGGAAGCCAUUGGGAUUUUGAGAAGAAAACCUGCCUCGAUCCAACUGAUCCAGUUGACUGUCCUCCAGGACAUUACCCCGUUGCCGGAACAGACCCUGUCGAGUGUUGCCCUGAUGGUACCCACUGGGAUUUUGAAAAGAAAGCCUGCGUUGAUCCAGUCGAUCCUAUUGAGAAAUGCCCUGAAGGAACAUACCAAAUUCUUGGGAUUGUCCCUCUUAAAUGUUGUAAAAUCGGCACUUUCUGGGAUCCUGAUCGAGAAAUUUGCGGUGAUCCUACCGAUCCAGUUGAUCCAAUCGAGGAAUGUCCAAAAGGCUUCUAUCAAGUUGCUGGAGUAACUCCUCUUCAAUGCUGCCCAGAAGGAACAAAAUGGAUUCCAGAGCUCAAGCAGUGCAUGUGCCCAGACGGAUCUGACCCAGUCGCCGGCCAAUUCCCUCCAUGCGAAGACCCUGAGCAAUGUCCAAAGGGAACCUACCUUGUUGAAUUUGUCUUGCCACAAAUUGUCUGUUGUCCACUUGGUACCAAAUACGUCCCUGAUCGUGACGAAUGCCUCUGCCCAGACGGCAAUCCAGUCGACGACCUUGGCCUCUGUGUUGACUGUCCAGAAGGAGAAUACGCUGUUUCACGAUUCCCUGAACUCAUUUGCUGCCCAGAAGGAACAUGGUUCGAUAAGGAGAUGAAAGAAUGCCUCUGUCCUGAUAAAACGAAGCCGGACGAGAAUGGCGAUUGCGUCGAUCCUUCCGAUAAAUGCUUAAGACCAUUAAAAUACGAUUUUAUCACUGGAAUGUGCGUUUGCUGGAAUGGAGAACCACCAAUUGAAGGCGAAGCUACCGUCCCCGUUGACGAAUUUGGCUGUCCACCAAAUGACUGCCCUGAAGGUCAGAACGCGUUCUUCGACAAGAAAGGAAACCUCCAAUGCUGCCGAGAAGGACUUGUCUACAAUAUCCAAAAAGACACUUGCGUUUGCAAAGACGGAACCCUUCCAACCGCCACUGGCGAUUGUGGAUCUUGCGAAAAGUGGCAAAACGCAUUCUACAUCGAAGAUCAGAUCAUUUGCUGCGGAGUUAAUGAAUACUACGCUGCUGAUCAUAAACACUGCAUGUGCACUGACGGUACGCAUGUAGAAAAAUGUCCUUUUCCAUGCAAAGACAACGAGAUUCAUGAAGUUGAUCCGACUGGAAUGACCGCUGGCGAGUGUGUCCCGAUGUGCGAUGAUGGACACGUUUUCAACAAGCUCACUAAGACUUGCCACUGCACUGAUGGCCGACCAAUCGACGAGGGAUACCCUGGCGGAUGUCCUCCUAUUGUCGUCGAUUGCAGCAAGUUUUUCGGUGACGAAAUUCAUUUCUUUGGUGAUGAGAUUCAUGGCCAAUGGGUUUUUGUCCCAUGGGAUACAAAAGACGGUCCAGUCUGCUGCCAUAUCGAAGCUCAUUACAAUCCUGAAAUUGGCCAAUGUGUCUGCAACGACGGAUCCAAACCGGAUGAACGAGGUUUCUGCGGAAAAUCCUGCCCAGAAGAGCUCGUCUUUGCUCCUUAUCCACCAACUGGAGAGAUGGCUUGUCUUUGCCCCGAAACUUUCAAGUUCCCCAACGCCGAUGGUGUUUGCAUGGACAAUCCAUGUGAAAAGGGUCUAAACCCAUUCAAGCUUCCUGAUGGUUCCGUCGCUUGCUGCCCAGAAGGAUCAUAUUUCGAUUACGAGAUGAAGUCAUGUAUUUGCUUCUCUACCAAGCGAGCUCCAGAUGAAAACGACGAGUGCCCAGAGAAAUGCCCAGAUGACACUAUUCCAGUUAUCGAUGAUGAGACUGGCGAUCUCAACUGUGUCGCCGUCGACUGUGCUCCUGGAUUCUACCUUGCUUACAAAGAGAUCUGUUGCCGAGAAGACAAGAUCUUCGAUAAAGAGCGAUUCCAGUGCGUCUGCCCACCUGGACUUGCCGAUUUCGAAGGACGAUGCCAGGAGAAAUGCCCUCUCGGAUCCACUUAUGACGGAGAAGAAUGCGUUUCAAAAUGCCCCGAGGGACAGAUUUUCCGAGAAGGAGCUUGCUACUGUGCUCUUGAUGGAUCUCUUGCUUCUCUAGACAAACCUUGCUGCGAAUUCGGACAAAGCUGGGAUGCUAAGAAGGGUAUUUGCACUUGCGAUGGCGAUCUUUUCUGCGAAAAAGCUUGUCCAAAAGACCGACCGAAUUUGUUCAUCGACAAGUUUGGCGAUCGACAGUGCUGUCCCGAGGAUAUGGUCUUUGACGUCAUCAACCAUGCUUGCAUGUGCAGCGGUGGUGUCGACAAGCCAGCGUUCAAGCCUCUUGAUGGAAGCUGCAGAUGUCCCGAUGGCGAGCGACAAAUGAUGAACGCCGACAUGACUUCUUUCGUCUGCGUUGAUGGAGGCUGCCCCAACGGACUUGUCGUUGAUGAGAUCACCAGCAACUGUGUCUGCCCCAAGGACUCCUGGCAAUUCAUCAACUCGAUCGGCGUUCCAGUUUGCUGCAAACGAGACCAGAAGUGGUCCGAAGAGCUCCAGGAAUGCAUCUGCGUCGAAACCAAUCUGCCAGCUCUCGAUGAUGGAACAUGCGAAGAUCUUGGCGACGAAAAAUGCCCACCUGGAUGGACUUUUGUCAAAGAAACCAUGCUUUUCAAUGAUCAGCCUUUUCGUUGCAUGCCAAUUUGCCCUGAACCAUCGAUCGCCUAUGUCAAGCCACUUGAUUGUUUCAGCGUUGUUAACGCCGCUGAAUGUCUUGCUACCGCUGCUGUUGAGUGCAUGUGCAAGGGUGAUUACAGAUACAACGGAACAGCUGACAACAUGAUCGACUACAUCCUCUACGGAAGCUGCGAGAUGGAAGAGUGUCCGCCAGGCCUUGUCCGAUCUGAUGACAUUUUGACCUUCAACGAAUGUACUUGCCCAUACAAGUGGCAGAAGCAAAUCCAAACGGCUUCCAUCCCCCCUCAGAUAAAGUGCACUUGUGAUGAUCCAAAAUACCAGGUCAACGAGGAGACCGGCAUGUGCGAGUGUAAACCACAAAUUGCUGAAUACAGCGUCACCGGAUUCGAUGGAUCCUGUGAUUGCCCACGAAACAUGCUUUUCAAUGCCGAAAAGGAUGUCUGCGAGGAGAUCAACACUGGAACUGUGGUUGAGAUUGACGAAAACUGCUGGUACUACGAUUUCGAAACUGAAGCUUGCUUGACGAAGGAGGAAUUCGAAAACCAGUUUGAUGCUAAGCCUACUGAGAACCCCUUCACUCAAAACGACAAGGACUGUCCCGGCUUUGAAGUUGGCUGGAAGGGACUCAAGAGCUCCAAGAUCCAGUACAAGUCUCCAACUGGCUACCUGAUCCUCGUAAACAUCCUGAACAACCAGGGCAAUGUCGAUGUCACAGUCGAUGAUUACAUUGGUUUCAUCAUUUUCAGCAAGCGAUAUUGCGGAAUCGACUUUAUCAAGGAGCUCGACAAUGGCAACGUUACCGUCUCUUUCUAUGAUAAGACGCCUUCUUACGACAGAUCAGAUGUCUACGUCCGAUUGGACAAGGGCCAGUCGCAGACUGCUAUUCAAUUCACGACGAAACACGAUCGAGACGCAGCUGGCAAACCCGACUACCAUUUAGGUAACACGAAGAAGGAUCAGUUCCUCCUCCACGUCGAGUUUGAUCAUGAAAUCAACUUCGUCGACACGCCUGAAAAUUGCUUGACCCGAUUCAACAUCGGUGUCAUGAAAUCCGAGAUGGACUUUACCCAGGACUACACCCACUGCGUCGCCAACUCUCUUUGGUGGAGCGCUCCAGUUUUCAACUAA
This is a messenger RNA of Oikopleura dioica, 5331 nucleotides long. The record is from the annotation of a GenBank genome assembly. Lineage: Eukaryota; Metazoa; Chordata; Appendicularia; Copelata; Oikopleuridae.